Pieris napi is the source of this 1112-nucleotide messenger RNA. It is a transcript of the gene PGRP, whose product is annotated as peptidoglycan-recognition protein LB-like. Gene Ontology annotation, molecular function: zinc ion binding; N-acetylmuramoyl-L-alanine amidase activity; peptidoglycan binding. Gene Ontology annotation, biological process: peptidoglycan catabolic process; innate immune response. Lineage: Eukaryota; Metazoa; Arthropoda; Insecta; Lepidoptera; Pieridae. The transcript is spliced from 5 exons. Bases 140 to 742 code for a protein of 200 amino acids. The record is from RefSeq and is a predicted model, not a curated record.
GAAAUAUCACCAAAUCUCAGUGAUUGAGUCGCUUAUCAAUCAAUUAGAGUAUAUAUUGUUGUUUAUACAAAAGCCUUAUUAGUACAGUAGUAAUCGGGCAUUGCUAAAAUCAAGAUCAUUUACAUUUUAAAGGAUCAUAAUGAAGAUCUACGCGGUUAUGUUCCUUAGUUUUGUCGUAUCGUCACAAAGCUUUCCAGCGAAAUUUCAAAGGGCUAAUAAAAUAUCAUACUGCUACCCCUUCCCAUUCGUAUCGCGUGAAGAAUGGAAUGCGAAACCACCAACAUCUAUAACAGAACAGAACACGCCAGUACCCCUAGUGAUCAUACAUCAUAGCUACAUACCAAAUGUUUGCCACAGUCGGGCAGAAUGCGCUAGAUCAAUGCGCUCUAUGCAGAAUGCACAUCAGAUAACAAAUGGAUGGAACGAUAUUGGAUACAAUUUUGCAGUGGGCGGCGAUGGAGUAGUGUACGAGGGUCGAGGGUGGAACCGCGUCGGCGCACACGCAGCUGGUUUCAACACUAACAGUAUUGGCAUUGUCUUCAUUGGUGAUUGGGUGUCUACCGUCCCUGCAAAGUUGCAACUGAAUGUUGCAAAGGAACUUGUGAAGGUUGGUGUGGAACUGGGUUACAUCAGUCGUGAAUAUAAGCUAAUUGGUCACCGACAAGUUGGAGCGACAGAAUGUCCUGGCAGUGCGCUAUUUAAAGAAAUAAGUACUUGGGAACGAUUCGCGUCUUCAUUAUAAUUUUACAUUUGACAUCUUCAGUAGAAAAUUUGUUCAUAAAUGUUUUUCAGCCAGUAUCAAUUUAAAUAAAUGUGACCUAACAUUGUGACUUGGUUAAUGUUUAUAGACCCUUUUUACGACUCUUUAGCUGUCGCUGAAAGAGUUAAAUUAAAAUGCACUCUCCUGAUAUGCAAUAAUAUAUUUUUAGAACUCUUUUUAAAUAACCAAAAUUAUUGCUUGCAUGCCACUACAACUCUGAAAAGAAUUUAUUAAUUCAAAAAAAGAAUGCCUUUGUAUAAAGCCUACCCUAAUACAAUUGAAUUGUUAAGUAUUAAAUAAUAAUUUAUCUUUUAAAUGCGUAUUACUAAGAAAUAUAAUACAUUUAUCUGUA